Gigantopelta aegis is the source of this 1122-nucleotide messenger RNA. RefSeq lists its product as uncharacterized. The record is from RefSeq and is a predicted model, not a curated record. Gene Ontology annotation, cellular component: plasma membrane. The transcript is spliced from 4 exons. The coding region runs from base 231 to 983 and encodes 250 amino acids. Lineage: Eukaryota; Metazoa; Mollusca; Gastropoda; Neomphalida; Peltospiridae.
AGUACAUGGAAAUUUAUGCAAAUUAAAUAGGCCUACUUAACAUAUAUUUUUGCGUGUUAAUAGAAUCAGAGCGUGUUAAUUGAAUCAGAGCGUAAAAAAGAAAAUAUCACCUAUUCUAUAAGGGACAUCGCUAACUGUAAUCGCAUCUCACCUUUAAGUGGUUGGCUGUCUUGCUAGUAAAUGCUUUUCACACUUAAAUAAAUCAAACGAACUCUGAAUCGCUUAAAGCAAUGGACGUGGCAGAUUCUGGAAGCCAGAUGUCUCUGGAGCAGAAACGAAGUCCAAGACUCUGCGAAGAGUCUUCCUGGUUCUCAAGAAUCGCCUGUGUCGUCAUACUGGUGACCACCGCCCUUCACACAGUGGCCAUGGCACUGCCGUACUGGCAGAAGGCUAAUUUCCAAGACGCAUACUUCUACCAUCAAGGAAUCUGGCAUAUGUGUGUUAAAUCUGUUUUUUUGCCCAUACCAGGAUUUCGCCCAGGUCCCAACGGCACAGCCAUACCUGAACUAUGGCAAUGUGCGGCACACCAGUUUCAUCUGAAACCAGAGUUACCGACCAUUCCGGGUGCACCUCCCGCUCCGACUGGCAAACCCGACAUACCUCACCUUUUUCACGAUUGGCUGAAAGUCACACGAGCAUUUGUCGUCUUGGCAACUUUAGCAGGAAUCUUGGGAUCGUUCGCCGCCGUUUCAUUCACCCUCUUGCCCCGGGUCCAAGGACGACAGUACUUCGGGCUGACAGCAGUCGCGUUGUCGCUGGCAACAGGUCUGCUAAUCCUGUUAGGCGUGAUCAUAUUUGGCGCAAAGUCCCAAAAGAUUCUUCCAAGUCCGCAUCCGUUCAUCCAGGAACUGCCCGAGCUGAAGUACGACUGGGCUUUUGGAGUUGAAAUUCUCUGCGCCAUUGUUGCGUUUGUGCCAGGAGGACUCCUCCUCUUUGAUCUGAAGAGCACCGUCUUUCGCAAAUAUACCCAAAACAUUGCCUAGAUUUAUGACAAAAAGAAACAAAAAGAUAACUUUGAAAAGCAGUCAUACGACCAUAUCCAAUAUUAAUAUAUCAAAUUCUUUAAUAUGUCUGAUAUAAAAAAGAAAUAUUUCAAGAAUCAAUAAAUAUAUACAGAAGCAA